AACAACUUCGAUCUACUCCACCUGCAAAAACUUUACUCAAUUGAAUCCUGAAAGCAUUUUAACGUUAAAGCACAAGAGCGGAUUGAAAGUGAUCAUCAGAACGUGCAUAUAUCGCCAAAAGAAGGGAGAGCAUGAUCAACUUGGACAAAACGUCUGUAGCUGUUGUGUAAAGCUACUUCUGAUAGCGUUUCGAUUAAUGGAAGGCUGUCGUAAUGUAAAGCCACAGAACGCAAAUCAAUCAACGUGUAACGUGUGCCUCAGGGAAUGUUUUCAGUUCAUUAAUACUGACUCUAUAUCCGCUAUUUGGAACAUCAAAAUUGAAACAUUGGUCCAACAGCUUAUCAACGCUCCUCAUAAAUCAUUGGAUUUCAAUAUGUGUUACAUCUGUGCCCAAAAUCUAGAUGCAAUUUAUGGGCUUAAACAGCAAAUACUGGAUACGGAAAGUGAUCUGACUUUUGAAUUGCUGCAUCCAUGGGAAAAGUUAGAAUGCGAAAGCAACGAUUCGGAAAACCUUGUUGUGGACAUGUCUAGCAUGUUGAUUCCGAUUUUUCCUGAUAGAAAAAGUUGGAGAUGUAGCGUUUGCAGCUUGUCCAUGGAAAGAGAAAUGCUCUCGGACAAAUGUCCCGGCUGUAUUUUGCCUUUCAAAAACAUCAACGAAAUUUCCAAAAGUACAAACAGCGAAUCUGGCAAUUGUGAAAUUGAGAUUGAGGUGAAUAAUCUUUUCCCAUUGCUUGAAAUCAUUGAAUCUCCUGAGAAAGAAUUAUUUGAAACAGAUUCAGUAGUAUAUUCACCGACCAAUUCAGAUGUAAUGGAAUAUGCACUAGCAACGGAUGAGGAUUUAAUCGAACAUGAUGGUGCAGUUUUUAUGACUGAAGAAAACAAUUUCACCUGCUCAAGCCAGGAAACCGGCAAAGUUACCGAAAACAUUAUGUUUGAAGGCACGAUGAGCUGUGAAAAAUCAUCUGAGGAAAAUAAUGAACACUUGUUCAUGGGAUCAUCUCAUCCAUCACAUGAAAACGAAAAUGAAUGUUCUGUCGGUCGUACUAUUGACAAAGUAGCUGCACUCCAAUGCUGCUUUGCAGGUUGCAAACCGCAAUAUCAGGUAAACGAGGAACUGAUUCGUCGCCAGGACAGGGAACAUCAGCAAUACUAUACCAAUGACACACUGCUAACGGAAUAUGAAUCAGCUGAGGCCUGUUCUGGUAAAGUUCAGAGUACCGUUGGAAGCAAAAAGCACAGUCUAGAAAUGGAAGGAGAACCAGAAGAUUCAUUGAUAGAUGAUUUGAGAUACACUCUCUGGCGCGGAUUAGUCUACCGCUGUUGUAUAAAAGCCUGUUUGAAGGAGUACAAGGGCAAAAGUCAACUCCUGCAACAUCUUAAAAGAAACCACGCUGAUACAUUUAACAGGGACGUUGAAAAUGAAACAAUUUGCAGUUACUGCGAUAAACCGUUUGAUAAAAAAGCUGAUAAACCGGAACAUCAUCGACACUUCAUCCGAAUAUUGAAAUGUCUGAGCAAGAAUUGCAUUUUUCGCACUAAAUCAUUCGAAAAGAUGGAAAAACACUGGAAGCUGGACUUGCACGAUGGAGGAAGAAUUUAUCCCUCCAUCACUUCAAUAGAUGAAUCGUUAUUCACGGUUACGGGUGCGUUAAACAACAAAAUUGACGUUUUGCGAUUAGAUGGAGUGCAAUGUUGCGGCUGUUUUCAAUUUUUCAGUACCCUUCAAAAUCUACAAACGCAUGUUGCCGAGAAGCACAGAAGAGAUAUAAUCGAGGAAUAUCAAUGCACCGUCUGCAGUAAAAUAUUUUUAAGCUCAUUUGUACUAGUUAAACAUUCAAAAACAACAAAGCAGAGAGUUUUCUACUUCUGUCAAGAUUGUUCACAGUUCCUGUGGACUUUAAAGGCUGCAGAAACCCACAGUUCUGCCGUCCAUGCUUCGGAUGAUUCGGAAGUUUUCGAUGAAGAUGAAUAUGAAAACAAUGGCGACAUAUUACAAAAAUUAUCUUCAGGUUGAAGAUGAUUCUUUUAUUUGCUGCGGUUGUUCCAAAACCUUCAAUACUCAGGGAACACUUGAUAAGCAUGUUCUCAUGGAGCACGUUGUUGCAAAGAAUACCCGUUGCGGUAGUAAGGUUUCUAUGGAGUGUGAUAUUUGCCAUAAACAGUUUUCUUCAGAUGUUCUUUUGUUGGCGCAUAAAAAACUUUCUUGACAUAACAAAUCUAUAAAUGCAAGGUGUAUGCGAAUCUUUUCUUUUUUUUUUUCAAAUUUUGAAAACCAUUAAUUUUUUUAGGUCGGGCAUUGCACAUUCCAGAUGAUAAAUCAUGCAGAGAUAGAACUUCACACGUCCAUUGAUGAAGAAAUUGGAACUCAUUGAGACAACUGGGGUUUCGAAAUCAAUAUAGAGCCCUCGACCGGUCUGUUUUAUAGUUGUUGUGCUCAAAAAGUUCAGACGUAUUUCAAAAUACACCUGACUAAGCAUGCCGAAAAUUAACAGAAAAACAAAUCAGUCAAAAAAGGAACUACCUACCUACCUAAUAAACCGUAUAGAACCACAGAAAUUGCGCCAGUUAGUACCCAUUUGAAGCAAAACUUUCGUCCAAAUCGUUUUUAAGUGUGUGCCUGAAAGGGAUUAGCAAAUCCAUGAACGUAAACCGUUUACUAGUUUCACUGUGAAAAAGGAUUCAAAAAGAUGUAGAAAAGUUAGUUUCAUUCGAAAUUUGUUGAAGUCGGAAUAGAUUUUCAAUUCCAUUUUUCUCAGGAAUUUUAAACCAAGUAAAUUUAUUCAUUCCGAAAUAGAUUUUAAGUUUCGAUUAAAACGCUCCCAAUUUUCUUAUGAGUUAAUUUUUUUUUUAUUUACAACUAAUUUAUUAAAGGCCUUUUACUUUAACAAAGUUUAAAUGUGCCGAGGGUCUUUGUAUCUUAUGAGUUAAACGGAACUAAAUCUAAGUUAAGUAACGGGUUAAACAUUUGAACCUUUUUGAAUGUGAAAUACAAAACUUUAUCAUGACAAUUAAAAAAACAGUGAUUCAUCAAUGGAAUUGUAUGUUGCAUCCGAAGAAUAUCCUAUUCAAAAUUCUCCUGUGUAAUGUUGUAACACAACUAUUCGUUCCAUCAUAGUGCAUAGCGGUCAG
Molecule: messenger RNA, 3129 nt
Organism: Uranotaenia lowii
Lineage: Eukaryota; Metazoa; Arthropoda; Insecta; Diptera; Culicidae
Product: zinc finger protein 271-like
Exons: 8
Coding region: 197-2014 (605 amino acids)
Biological process (GO): regulation of transcription by RNA polymerase II
Cellular component (GO): nucleus
Molecular function (GO): DNA-binding transcription factor activity, RNA polymerase II-specific; RNA polymerase II transcription regulatory region sequence-specific DNA binding
Source: RefSeq, a predicted model, not a curated record